GUGGAGACAGUGUUUGGCUCGCCCAACGUGACGGUGGGCUACCACGUGAUUGGAGCAGACAUAGUGUACCCGCCCUCUGUGGUGGUCGAGGCGCUUCACUCCUACGGCUGGGAUAGGCUGAUGGGUGACGUGCGACAGUUUGUCCCCAUGGUAACAGCGCUGCCCAACACAGCCGCACCAUGGAGAUCCAGCCCAGCUAUCGGCCUCCAGCUCAAAACAGGUCUGAUGGUUUAGACUAGAGGACUAUGUUUAGGAGCCAUGUUGUUUUUUUUUUUUCACUCACUUAUACAAGACACAUUAAGGAGGCUGCAAUACAUUAGUCUGCACUGUGUCCAUAUACAAGCUCCGAUUGAUGGGGUUGAGUAUUGAACUACAGUUACUCUGCCCUGAUGUUCUCGAAUGUUCCAUGUUCUAUGGGUGUUGUCUGUGUGUUCCAGUUCUGCGCUUCGUAGGUCCAGGAGAUGACCCGCGGUCCUGUCGGUUCUCGCAGAUGAUGGAACAGAGGCUGGAGAACGUGUUCUCUGAGGCCCAGGCCAAAGUCCUGGACGUCCACACCAGACUCUCUGUCCAGGUACAGAUAUUAUAGUACCAUGGCCUCCUCCUCCUCACUCAGUAACCCUGUGACCUGUGGAGGUGGUGACUUCAUAUGUACCUGGUCCUCUGUAGCUCAGUUGGUAGAGCAUGGUGCUUGCAAUGCCAGGAUAGUGGGUUCGAUUCCUGGUACCUCCUGUAGGUGAAAUGUAUGCACACAAUACUGUAAGUUGCUUUGGAUAAAAGCAGCUGCUAAAUGGCUUAUAUUUGGUAUGUGGAGACAGGAUGUUGUAGGUGGAGGACUUUCUGCUCUUCAUGAUGUCCUUGUUACUGAUCCCAGCAGGGGAUUAAUAAAGGUAUAUGGUUUUGUAUUGUAUACACAUAUCAUAAUACAUAGCCUACAUCUCUAGGUACUCUUAUCAUUGCUUCCCACCACAGAGCAAUUAUUUAUUGUCUGGACAUAGGGCUUUUAGCCAUUUUACUUCUAACUGUUUCAAAUUGAACGAACAGUUGAUAUUUACACCAGACUUGUGUUGAUGCUUAUUUUAGAUGUUAUAACAUUAAACUUAAUUACAAACAAAUCCAAAGAGUCUAAAUAUGGGUAGUCCGAUUGGUCAUUUGAUGAUGUGUGGCACAGUUUGUAUGGAAUUAACCUCAAAGCAUUUUGCACUACCAUUUUCACAGACACAGCUCUGCAGUUGAAGAGGUUUGGCACUAGCAAAGCAAAACGCAAGCUGUGCAUAAUUGGAGCAUAAUUAUCAUUCCUAAGUGCAUUGUUCAUGUGCCAUUGUAAAUAGAAGCUGUUCUCAGAUCUGAACUGAUUGUGUUUGGGGAGACAAUGUGUGUAUUAUGUUUUAAUGAGCUUCCUAGCUGCCAUAUUAUCAUGUCCACUACAUUAUGUAUGUCAAGCUUUAUGUUUUUUUGUGUAGAACAUAAAGUUGACGUUAUAAACACUUUCACAGUGGCAAAUGGCUUGCCAGUUUCACUCUUGACAGCCGUUUUAAUAUCUUUAUGGAUUUAAGCAUAUUUUUGUUAUGCUAAUUAUGCCAAUACGUUUUAUAGCUCCUCUGUAACUUAUUACACAUUAAAGUAGAUUGAUCUAAAUUGAAAUGAUGUUGUGCAACUUACUUUAUUUGUCCCUAUACCCCAUCUUCCCCCUCUCCCACAAUUAGCGAAAAAAAGCUUUCCCAAGAGCGUCAAAGCGAUAGAAUCGGAUAAAAAAUAGGAGAGCAGGGUUCAGCCGAGGAAAAGGCGCUGUGGCGCGUGCGAGAGAGGGACUGGGUAACAAAGGAGAUGGGGGAGAAAGAGGGGGGGAGAGUGAAAGGAACGGUUUGGAAAGGUGGGGCAAAGGCGAGGAAGAGAGAGAGAGAGAGCUAAAUGUGAGUAAAGUAGUAGAAAGAGGAGGAUACGAGAGGAGAGAGAAAGGGGGGGGAAGGAAAGAGAAAGUAGAGAGAGCAGAGCAGCAGAAGAGAGAGAGUAGAGCAGGAACAAAGAAAAGGAAAGAGCUAAGGACUAAGAGAGAGAGAGAGGUGAGAAAAGUACAGAGAGAGAGAGAGAGAGAGAGUAGUAGAGAAAGAGAGGAAGAGGAAAAAGAAAAAAAAAGCCGAUGAUGAGAGAGAAAGAAAGCGACAGCAGAUGAGAGAAAAGGGGGAGAAAAAAAAUAGGAGAGAAGAGAGAGGAGAGCGAGAGAGAGAGAGAGAGAGAGAGAGAGAGAGAGAGAGAGAAGAGAGAGAGAGAAAGGAAGAAAGAGGAGAGAGAGAGAGAAAAGAGAGAGAGAGAGAGUAAAGACGAGAGAGAGAGAGAGAGAGAGAGAGAGAGUAGAUUGACUCAGGUCUUAGACGACGCACCGGCGCAGAGACGCAGCGAGAGAGAGAUAGAGAGAGAGGAAGAGCGAGAUGACGGAGAAAGAGAGCAGAGAACAGAGAAGAGAAUAUAAAGCAGAGAGAUGGUAGCAAAAGAGAGAAGAGAGGGAGACAAAGACCCUCCCAAAGAUGAGAGAGAAAGAGAGAGAUUACUAGAGAAAAGGUGGGAAAAAAAAAAUAUCCAAGGAGAGAGAAAGCGGACGGAACAAAAGACAAGGAGAGAGAAAGAGAGAAAGACAAGACAAGAGGAGAAAGAGCGAGAAAAAAGAGAGCAGAGAGAAAGAGAGAGAGAGAAACGCGGAGAGAGUGAAGAGAAGGGAGAGAGAGUAGAGAGUGAGAGAGUCAUGAUGAAGAGCGAGGGAGCGACGGAGAGAUCGCGCUGAGUAGUGAUGAGAGCCUAUCUAGCGCUAGAGAGUGGAAAGCUCGUCGAGCAUCCACCUGUAGAGGCGCCUAGCCCUCGUCUAGUCUCGCGCUCGUUGCUCGCCCAUCGCUCUCUCACUCUCGCCCGGCUCCCUCUCCCUAUCUCCGCUCUUCUCCCUCUCGCCCCCCUCUCUUCCUCUCCCUGUCCUCUAGAUGCUGAGUGUGUCUCAGUCAGUGGGUUCUCCUGCUGUGUCUCUGGUCUACAUAGUGAGGAACGGGACCGCCCCUCUCAACGGCACCGCCGCCUCUAACCUCCUGGGUCAGCUGACCGCCGAGAUGGUCGGCUACUUCCUGUUCUACCCCCCGCUGGUCAUUGCUGAACGUAAGUGCCCUAGUGCCUCCCGGGAUACCCCCGAUACCCUCUUAACACAUCCUCAGGGUCUACCUCAGGCGUCCCCAGAAAUAGAUCUAGGAUCAGGUUACCCUCCCCCAAUCCUAACCUUGACCUUUACCUUUAUUGCGGUUCAAACACAAAACUGACCUGAGAUCAGAGUCUACGUGCCAACUUCAUCCUACUCCUCCCUAGACACCCCUGUGGGUUUUAUAUAGCCUGCAUGGCACACUUCUGUCUGGGUAUUUAUCGCAGUGAGUAGCAUGGGUCUCUUCAGAAGAAGGACUGAGGUACUGGAAGGACUUGUAUAGAAUAACAUGGACGAGUGACGUUCCCCAGCCCUUUGAGUAAUUGGAUGUUUGUGACUGUUGCUCGGCCAUGUUCGUGACUGUUGCCCUCUACAACGAUGCAGUUGUUUUUAAUGAUUGAGUCACUGUACUGUAAGCUCUGGAUGCUAAGGUACAGCUAACCCCCUGCCUCCUCCUCCUCCUCUGUAACGACAGGCUACAUCUAACUAGGCUGUUCCAGUGUUGUUAAAGGACCAAUGAGCAGUGACAGGGAAACAGUUUGAGUCUAAACAAUGGUCCCAGUACACUCUUCUAGUCCACCGUCUGCCUCCUCCCUCAAUUUGAACUGGGAGAAUGAACAAACUAAUGCACUCCGAUCAGCACAGAGAGAAAUGCCUUUCCGAGACACCGGUCCAAGACGGCGUUCCUGGCAUCACAGACAGUUUUUUAAACAAGGCAUCUGGGAAGAGCGGCACAUACUUCUCCUCUGAGACUCACACUUGGGUCACCCCUCACCCUUGACCCAUGACUACCCAGGAUGCACCUGGAGUGACUCAUGUGACCCUGUUUACGAGAGGGUUGCGCCACGGGGCCGUGCACUGACAUACAGUUCAGUACUAACUAACGUCAUUACUGUAUCAGUAAGGUGUGGGCAGAUGGCCGCUUGGUUUACAUUGGACAGCAUUUGAAUCCAGAUUGCAUUGACCCUCCACUUUGUGCAUUGAAUAAAUCAAGUGAUGAGCAUAAUUACCUAUGGGGGGAGGGAGGAAGGGAGAAAGAAUAGAACAAGAGGAAGACAGAGGGGAGGAAGAAGCCAUGAGUGGAAGAAAGGAAGCAGACUCAGCAGAGGGAAAGAGAGAGAUGAGAGAUAGUUUGUCCUGUUUGUUUUGUACCUCUGCCAUUUGUAAUAUUACAGUUUUAUAGGGAGGUGAGGGAGGUCUCUGCCAUAUGUUGGCAGCGGCUGGCUCCGCUCUUCAAAGGCAAUUACCACUGUAAAUAAUUAACAGUGGGGGGUUUAUCAGUGUGCACAGUAGAACACCUCAGGCCCUGUUCAGACAGAGACUCUCCGUUUCCAACACUACUGUUUACAGCAUGGAGAAUUCCAGGGAAUGGCAGGGGAUUUUUCAGACUGUUCAUAGAUAGAUAGAUAGACAGGCAGGCAGGCAGGCAGGCAGGCAGGCAGGCAGGCAGGCAGACAGACAGACAGACAGACAGACAGACAGACAGACAGACAGACAGACAGACAGACAGACUGACUGACUGACUGACUGACUGACUGACUGACUGACUGACUGACUGACUGACUGACUGACUGACUGACUGACUGACUGACUGACUGACUGACUGACUGACUGACUGACUGACUGACUGACUGAUAGAUAGAUAGAUAGAUGUGGUGAUGAGUUUUUAAGCUUGUCUUCUGUGUUUUGUUCCUUUCAGUGGCAUUGUGUGUUUGUGUGUGUGUGUGUGUGUGCGUGUGUGUUUAUACAUUUAAGAAGCCAAACUCUGUGCCAAGGUUUUAGUAAGGCUGUGUACAGUUGAAUGUAUUUAAAACCAGAAUGUGGAUGACGGAAAACCAAAAGAACUCAGCAAGUAAAGAGUAGUCACAAAACAACACAACAGGCAUUCUUUUGUUCAAUAUUUGAUGAGUGUUUGACUUCUAAACUACUGUUUAGUGUACAUGCUGUUUUUGUUUAUUCAACAAGGGAAUCACACACAACCUACUCCUUUCAAAUCCAUCCAACAAAUAAUUUUCAGAAUGCUGUGUUUUUCAUCCCUAGGCCUAGCCACUCUAACUUUAGCAGUGGAGCUCUGAGGCUUAUGUGGAACAUCAUCACAGAUUAAGCAGCAUGAUUGUGCACGGCUGAGACUACAGUAUUGGACAGUGUUAAAGAGACUCUGCUGACAGCCCUGCAGUCGUAACGGUUAGCACGCCAGAGCAUUCACUGUUCCCCUACUCACUCAUACAGAGCGGGUGAUGUGACAGGCUUGCAAAUCUUUAUAAAUGAAUAAAAGAACCCCCCAGACAGAUGUGUAGAGGAUGUUUGGGGGACGUGCUGAGAAUGGAGAGGAGGAGGGAAGGAGGGACUAGUGCCAGCCUCGCAGCCGGACGGCCAUUUUAGGGCUGUUAUCACUGCCAGCUUGUUUGUGACACCUGAACCAGAUGUCACUCACUCUCUCACUCUCUCACUCACUCUCACAUUCACUCUCACUCUCACUCUCACUCUCUAUCUCUAUACAACUCUACCCCUGUCUCUCUUUCUCUACCGCGUCUGAUUUCAUAGGCCAGUGAUACAGCAUGCCCCCAAAACACUGCACCAGCCCCAGUACGUAAUCAGGCAGGAAAUAUGUAACCAAGCUAAAGCCUGGGAAACUCAACAGACAACCAGAACAGAGGCAGAGCCCAUACAGCUCUAAGCUCUCACAGUGAGACACUCAGCCAAAGCUCUCAGUAUAAGAAGCUCUAUGACGCAAAGGCAUAAUGGAGGUUUAAGUUGUGCCACUGCAAACUCUCAGCACCACUGCAGUGAUGUUUUCACAAGGAGAAAUUGAGGUGCUCAAAGCACCAAUGUAGUUCUGACCUGAGUCAAAUUCAUAAAGAAAUUCACAGAAAUUAUUUUGACACAGAUUUUAAAAAAGCUCAGGCUGGUCAUGUUGUUACUCUGUUCUUUUCCAGCAUUGGAAUACCACAACCUCAAUACGUCCAUCGCUACCAGAGACUUCUGGGUAAUCACAGGUAAUUGUCUUAUUGUUUCUUUCAUUAUUGGCUUAUUGAAGAGAAGCUCUCUAGUUGUGCUGCUGAUAUGUUUUCUGUCUAUGCAGUCGUUUCUGCUUAUUUUAACCCCUUACACUCGUGGAAAUGGGCCUGUAUGGAUUGGGCCAAAUUGAAAUGUUUCUAACAGAAGAACUAUAAAAAGCAUAUAUAUGACCAUGGUACAACCUACACUCAGCUGUACCCAUAGGAGAACCCUUUUUGGUUCCAUGGAGAACCCUUUUUGGUUCCAGGUAGAACCCUUUUGGGCUCCAUGUAUAACCCUCUGUGGAAAGGCUCCUACAUGGAACCCAAAAGGGUUCUACCUGGAACCAAAAAGGGUUCUUCAAAGGGUUCUCCUAUGGGGACAGCUGAAGAACCCUUUUGGGUUCUAGAUAGCACCUUUUUUUCUAAGAGUGUAGCAAUUGAAAGAGCAAUUGAAUUUUAUGUGCAUUUUACAUUUACUGUACUUUUCACAGCAUUUGUCAGUAACGAAAUCUGGAAAUUCUCUGUAUACAUUCAGUAACAUAAUAAGAAUAUUAAUUGACAUUUUGGAGUAGGUGCAAGAUAAGAAAAAACAGGGGUUCACAAGGGUUUGAGUGAGAGGUCUAACGGGUGUCUCCAAGUGGCCACACACCUCUCCAAACUGUGCACAGUUCCUAAGUCAUUUCAAUGCACUUUUAUGACUCAAGGAAAGAGCCUUCAACUAUAAGGGGCUUUAUUGAGCUCUCCUAGCUUUGCCAUUGAGGAACUGAAGCAAGCACACUGGUAGUUUUUUGUUUGGAACACAGCCCUGCUUCCCCACCAUCACACAAUUACUGUUGUUAUUUCAUGAGUGCAUUCAAGUGUUUAUUCCGCGACAAAAUGUCUUCACAAUAUGACAAACAUAGGCUAAUUCUGUUCAGGACAACACAGGGUAUAUGCAUGUCAUCCUUGUAACUGUGGAUCAUACAUAGUGAUCUUAAACAUAGAUACUGUAAAUUAUGAAAUUUCAAAAAAUGGAAAUAUGAACUGCACAUUUGGACUCAAUGGUGUGUGAUUUGCUUGUAUGACUUCAAAGCGGUAUAUAUUAUAAUCGUCAACAUGUCAUCCUUCAGAACACAUCGACUCCUCUCGAUUUACAGCAUUACCCUCACUCAGACAACAACAAAUGUGCAGAAGUAUCCCAAUAGUGGGAGGGACUGGGGCAACUUCCUGUUGCGCUCGGUGCUCAAGUUUAUAACAGCACUUAUCAAUGACAAGAUCUGGCAUUUUCAACCCAUAUACGGGAUGACGGGCUGUGAGUGGAAAGGGUUAAUUCAUUUUUAUGAUUUUUAUAAUAUUUCUGUAUUGAGGCUUUUGUUAAAUGCACUUUAAAUAAAUUGUGAUUUGAUUAUUUUAUCCUACUCCUUCCAUUGGUUACCUUAUUUAUUAUUUAAGCUACUCUAACAGUGCACCCUUGAGAUAUUGAAUUCCUCUGAAAUAUUCCAUGCUUUCUUAUCUGAUGCCUAGACUCUGAACACACUACCAAUGGAAUGCACAAUGGCGUAUCAUAGCUGUUGUUGAUUGAUCGUCGUUGCGGAGACAUGGAGCAAUACAUCAAUAUUGUAUAUUUUAUAUGAUCUUGAUUGAUUGACAUCAUUGAACAAUGAUGUUAUCAAUGUAUUGUAUAAUUGCUUCUGCCCUUGUUAACUGUGUAAUUCAAUGAGUAGAAGUAGAGUACAGAGGUCUUACAGAGGUCACCAUGACUACCCAUUCUGUCACUAGAGUACAGAGGUCUUAAACCAUGUGACUAUGUUGUUUUACUGAACAUCCCCUGUCCAUUGUAAUAUACAUCUACAAAUGGGUCAGGGAAAUAGUCUUACUGACCAUGACCCCCAUUCUGUCACUAGCGUACCCUGACUGGACCAUGACCCCCAUUCUGUCACUAGCGUACCCUGACUGGACCAUGACCCCCAUUCUGUCACUAGCGUACCAUGACUGGACCAUGACCACCCAUUCUGUCACUAGCGUACCAUGACUGGACCAUGACCCCCAUUCUGUCACUAGCGUACCAUGACUGAACCAUGACCUCCCAUUCUGUCACUAGCGUACCAUGACUGGACCAUGGCCUACCAUUCUGUCACUAGCGUACCAUGACUGGACCAUGACCUCCCAUUCUGUCACUAGCGUACCAUGACUGGACCAUGACCACCCAUUCUGUCACUAGCGUACCAUGACUGGACCAUGGCCUACCAUUCUGUCACUAGCGUACCAUGACUGGACCAUGACUCUACAUUCUGUCACUAGCGUACCAUGACUGGACCAUGGCCUACCAUUCUGUCACUAGCGUACCAUGACUGGACCAUGACUCUACAUUCUGUCACUAGCGUACCAUGACUGGACCAUGACUCUACAUUCUGUCACUAGCGUACCAUGACUGGACCAUGACUCUACAUUCUGUCACUAGCGUCCCAUGACUGAACCAUGGCCUACCAUCCUGUCACUAGCGUACCAUGACUGGACCAUGGCCUACCAUUCUGUCACUAGCGUACCAUGACUGGACCAUGACUCUACAUUCUGUCACUAGCGUACCAUGACUGGACCAUGACUCUACAUUCUGUCACUAGCGUACCAUGACUGGACCAUGACUCUACAUUCUGUCACUAGCGUCCCAUGACUGAACCAUGGCCUACCAUCCUGUCACUAGCGUACCAUGACUGGACCAUGGCCUACCAUUCUGUCACUAGCGUACCAUGACUGGACCAUGACUCUACAUUCUGUCACUAGCGUACCAUGACUGGACCAUGACUCUACAUUCUGUCACUAGCGUACCAUGACUGGACCAUGACUCUACAUUCUGUCACUAGCGUACCAUGACUGGACCAUGGCCUACCAUCCUGUCACUAGCGUACCAUGACUGGACCAUGGCCUACCAUUCUGUCACUAGCGUACCAUGACUGGACCAUGACCACCCAUUCUGUCACUAGCGUACCAUGACUGGACCAUGGCCUACCAUACUGUCACUAGCGUACCAUGACUGGACCAUGACUCUACAUUCUGUCACUAGCGUACCAUGACUGGACCAUGGCCUACCAUUCUGUCACUAGCGUACCAUGACUGGACCAUGACUCUACAUUCUGUCACUAGCGUACCAUGACUGGACCAUGACUCUACAUUCUGUCACUAGCGUACCAUGACUGGACCAUGACUCUACAUUCUGUCACUAGCGUCCCAUGACUGAACCAUGGCCUACCAUCCUGUCACUAGCGUACCAUGACUGGACCAUGGCCUACCAUUCUGUCACUAGCGUACCAUGACUGGACCAUGACUCUACAUUCUGUCACUAGCGUACCAUGACUGGACCAUGACUCUACAUUCUGUCACUAGCGUACCAUGACUGGACCAUGACUCUACAUUCUGUCACUAGCGUCCCAUGACUGAACCAUGGCCUACCAUCCUGUCACUAGCGUACCAUGACUGGACCAUGGCCUACCAUUCUGUCACUAGCGUACCAUGACUGGACCAUGACUCUACAUUCUGUCACUAGCGUACCAUGACUGGACCAUGACUCUACAUUCUGUCACUAGCGUACCAUGACUGGACCAUGACUCUACAUUCUGUCACUAGCGUACCAUGACUGGACCAUGGCCUACCAUCCUGUCACUAGCGUACCAUGACUGGACCAUGGCCUACCAUUCUGUCACUAGCGUACCAUGACUGGACCAUGACCACCCAUUCUGUCACUAGCGUACCAUGACUGAACCAUGACCUCCCAUUCUGUCACUAGCGUACCAUGACUGGACCAUGGCCUACCAUUCUGUCACUAGCGUACCAUGACUGGACCAUGACCUCCCAUUCUGUCACUAGCGUACCAUGACUGGACCAUGACCACCCAUUCUGUCACUAGCGUACCAUGACUGGACCAUGGCCUACCAUUCUGUCACUAGCGUACCAUGACUGGACCAUGACUCUACAUUCUGUCACUAGCGUACCAUGACUGGACCAUGGCCUACCAUUCUGUCACUAGCGUACCAUGACUGGACCAUGACUCUACAUUCUGUCACUAGCGUACCAUGACUGGACCAUGACUCUACAUUCUGUCACUAGCGUACCAUGACUGGACCAUGACUCUACAUUCUGUCACUAGCGUCCCAUGACUGAACCAUGGCCUACCAUCCUGUCACUAGCGUACCAUGACUGGACCAUGGCCUACCAUUCUGUCACUAGCGUACCAUGACUGGACCAUGACUCUACAUUCUGUCACUAGCGUACCAUGACUGGACCAUGACUCUACAUUCUGUCACUAGCGUACCAUGACUGGACCAUGACUCUACAUUCUGUCACUAGCGUCCCAUGACUGAACCAUGGCCUACCAUCCUGUCACUAGCGUACCAUGACUGGACCAUGGCCUACCAUUCUGUCACUAGCGUACCAUGACUGGACCAUGACUCUACAUUCUGUCACUAGCGUACCAUGACUGGACCAUGACUCUACAUUCUGUCACUAGCGUACCAUGACUGGACCAUGACUCUACAUUCUGUCACUAGCGUACCAUGACUGGACCAUGGCCUACCAUCCUGUCACUAGCGUACCAUGACUGGACCAUGGCCUACCAUUCUGUCACUAGCGUACCAUGACUGGACCAUGACCACCCAUUCUGUCACUAGCGUACCAUGACUGGACCAUGGCCUACCAUUCUGUCACUAGCGUACCAUGACUGGACCAUGACUCUACAUUCUGUCACUAGCGUACCAUGACUGGACCAUGGCCUACCAUUCUGUCACUAGCGUACCAUGACUGGACCAUGACUCUACAUUCUGUCACUAGCGUACCAUGACUGGACCAUGACUCUACAUUCUGUCACUAGCGUACCAUGACUGGACCAUGACUCUACAUUCUGUCACUAGCGUCCCAUGACUGAACCAUGGCCUACCAUCCUGUCACUAGCGUACCAUGACUGGACCAUGGCCUACCAUUCUGUCACUAGCGUACCAUGACUGGACCAUGACUCUACAUUCUGUCACUAGCGUACCAUGACUGGACCAUGACUCUACAUUCUGUCACUAGCGUACCAUGACUGGACCAUGACUCUACAUUCUGUCACUAGCGUCCCAUGACUGAACCAUGGCCUACCAUCCUGUCACUAGCGUACCAUGACUGGACCAUGGCCUACCAUUCUGUCACUAGCGUACCAUGACUGGACCAUGACUCUACAUUCUGUCACUAGCGUACCAUGACUGGACCAUGACUCUACAUUCUGUCACUAGCGUACCAUGACUGGACCAUGACUCUACAUUCUGUCACUAGCGUACCAUGACUGGACCAUGGCCUACCAUCCUGUCACUAGCGUACCAUGACUGGACCAUGGCCUACCAUUCUGUCACUAGCGUACCAUGACUGGACCAUGACUCUACAUUCUGUCACUAGCGUACCAUGACUGGACCAUGACUCUACAUUCUGUCACUAGCGUCCCAUGACUGAACCAUGGCCUACCAUCCUGUCACUAGCGUACCAUGACUGGACCAUGGCCUACCAUUCUGUCACUAGCGUACCAUGACUGGACCAUGACUCUACAUUCUGUCACUAGCGUACCAUGACUGGACCAUGACUCUACAUUCUGUCACUAGCGUACCAUGACUGGACCAUGACUCUACAUUCUGUCACUAGCGUACCAUGACUGGACCAUGGCCUACCAUCCUGUCACUAGCGUACCAUGACUGGACCAUGGCCUACCAUUCUGUCACUAGCGUACCAUGACUGGACCAUGGCCUACCAUUCUGUCACUAGCGUACCAUGACUGGACCAUGACUCUACAUUCUGUCACUAGCGUACCAUGACUGGACCAUGACUCUACAUUCUGUCACUAGCGUACCAUGACUGGACCAUGACUCUACAUUCUGUCACUAGCGUACCAUGACUGGACCAUGGCCUACCAUCCUGUCACUAGCGUACCAUGACUGGACCAUGGCCUACCAUUCUGUCACUAGCGUACCAUGACUGGACCAUGACCACCCAUUCUGUCACUAGCGUACCAUGACUGGACCAUGGCCUACCAUUCUGUCACUAGCGUACCAUGACUGGGACCAUGACUCUACAUUCUGUCACUAGCGUACCAUGACUGGACCAUGGCCUACCAUUCUGUCACUAGCGUACCAUGACUGGACCAUGACUCUACAUUCUGUCACUAGCGUACCAUGACUGGACCAUGACUCUACAUUCUGUCACUAGCGUACCAUGACUGGACCAUGACUCUACAUUCUGUCACUAGCGUCCCAUGACUGAACCAUGGCCUACCAUCCUGUCACUAGCGUACCAUGACUGGACCAUGGCCUACCAUUCUGUCACUAGCGUACCAUGACUGGACCAUGACUCUACAUUCUGUCACUAGCGUACCAUGACUGGACCAUGACUCUACAUUCUGUCACUAGCGUACCAUGACUGGACCAUGACUCUACAUUCUGUCACUAGCGUCCCAUGACUGAACCAUGGCCUACCAUCCUGUCACUAGCGUACCAUGACUGGACCAUGGCCUACCAUUCUGUCACUAGCGUACCAUGACUGGACCAUGACUCUACAUUCUGUCACUAGCGUACCAUGACUGGACCAUGACUCUACAUUCUGUCACUAGCGUACCAUGACUGGACCAUGACUCUACAUUCUGUCACUAGCGUACCAUGACUGGACCAUGGCCUACCAUCCUGUCACUAGCGUACCAUGACUGGACCAUGGCCUACCAUUCUGUCACUAGCGUACCAUGACUGGACCAUGACUCUACAUUCUGUCACUAGCGUACCAUGACUGGACCAUGACUCUACAUUCUGUCACUAGCGUCCCAUGACUGAACCAUGGCCUACCAUCCUGUCACUAGCGUACCAUGACUGGACCAUGGCCUACCAUUCUGUCACUAGCGUACCAUGACUGGACCAUGACUCUACAUUCUGUCACUAGCGUACCAUGACUGGACCAUGACUCUACAUUCUGUCACUAGCGUACCAUGACUGGACCAUGACUCUACAUUCUGUCACUAGCGUACCAUGACUGGACCAUGGCCUACCAUCCUGUCACUAGCGUACCAUGACUGGACCAUGGCCUACCAUUCUGUCACUAGCGUACCAUGACUGGACCAUGACCACCCAUUCUGUCACUUUUUUCUUAUUUAUAUUAGUUCUUAUUUUUUUUUAAAUAUUUUUAAAAUAUUUUAUUUUACCCUUAUUUAACUAGGCAAGUCAGUUAAGAACACAUUCUUAUUUAAAAUGACGGCCUACACCGGCCAAACCCGGACGACGCUGGGCCAAUUGUGCGCCACCCUAUGGGACUCCCAAUCAUGGCCGGUUGUGAUACAGCCUGGAAUCCAACCAGGGGGUCUGUAGUGACACCUCUAGCACUGAGAUGCAGUGCCUUAGACCGCUGCGCCACUCGGGAGCCCACCAUGACUGGACCAUGACUCUCUAUUCUGUCACUUACGUACCAUGACUGGACCAUGACUCUCUAUUCUGUCACUAGCAUACUAUGACUGGACCAUGACUCUCUAUUCUGUCGCUAGCGUACCAUGACUGGACCAUGACUCUCUAUUCUGUCACUAGCGUACCAUGACUGGACCAUGACCACCCAUUCUGUCACUAGCGUACCAUGACUGGACCAUGACCACUCAUUCUGUCACUAGCGUACCAUGACUGGACCAUGACCCUCCAUUCUGUCACUAGCGUACCAUGACUGGACCAUGACCCACGAUUCUGUCACUAGCGUACCAUGACUGGACCAUGACCCCCCAUUCUGUCGCUAGCGUACCAUGACUGGACCAUGACCCCCCAUUCUGUCACUAGCGUACCAUGACUGGACCAUGACCCCCCAUUCUGUCACUAGUGCCUCUGAGCGGUUGGUUUACCAUGACCUUGAUACAUAUGAACCCCCCAUUCGUCACUAG
Messenger RNA from Coregonus sp. 'balchen', 14068 nucleotides. Lineage: Eukaryota; Metazoa; Chordata; Actinopteri; Salmoniformes; Salmonidae. The record is from the annotation of a GenBank genome assembly.